UGCACAUACGCAGCGCUCCUUUGCUUCGCCCGGCCCAGCAAUGAUACAGUGAGCUUGUCCACGCUCCAAUGCCCGCCGCCGCCGACUUUGCCGCUGCCCAAGAACGCAUCGCCGCUCGCCGCGCCCAACGCGCUGCCAACGCGCGCACACACCGCGAAGCCCCGCGACCCUCGCACGCGCUCACACGCCUGCCCUUCCCCUUCAACCGCCUAAGCACUGCGGGCAUCAGCGCCUGGGAUGCCGUCAACAGCCGCGAAGGCACACGGCCAGCCUUCCGAGUGGGCCAGGUCGACGCCGAGCUGCUCGACGAUGAGCUCCUCGCGCUGUUGAAGGCGCAAGUCGGACAGGGACUGCAAUACCUGGGCGCUCACAUCACCGACACAUACGAGGCCGAGAUCCUGCUAGCCCUCCGCGCCGUGCUGUUCAAACUCAGCAUGUGGAACAACAACGCCAGCUACGGCGCCCACCUGCAAGGCCUGCGCUACACCGACGCGCGCUCCAGCGCUCCCAGCCGCCCGCCCCCAGAGCCCUGGCAAAAGGCGGCGUACGGACUCAUAACCAUCGGCGGGCGCUAUGUCUGGAGCAAGUGGGAACAGCACCUCCUCUCUGCCGGCGAAGACUACGCACGCCCCGAGCACGCCCACCUCCCCUUGCUCACACGGCUAACCGAGUCGCUGACCAACGCGCACGACGUGGCGUCGCUCGCCUCGUUCCUCGUCUUCCUCGUCAAUGGGCGCUACAGGACGCUCACAGACCGGCUGCUGCGCUUGCGGCUCACGCCCACAUCGCACUCGACGAGCCGCGAGGUGUCGUUUGAGUAUUUGAACCGCCAGCUCGUGUGGCACGCGUGCACCGAAUUUCUGCUCUUCCUGCUUCCCCUCGUCGGCAUAUCGCGCUGGCGAAGGAUCCUCAGCCGCUCGCUGCGGCGCCUGCGCACUGCAUUCCUCGCCCUCAUCGGCCGCCAGCCGACCGCCUCCGCCGACUCCUCCGACCAAGACAGGGGCGCCGGGGAACUAGGCUUUUUGCCAGAGCGCACAUGCGCCAUCUGCUACCGGGACCAGAACCCCGCCAGCAGCGCCGAAUCCGACGUGCUCCCAGCCUCGGCAGGCGGCGGCGGCGUCGUCGGCUCCGCAGCAACAGACAUCACGAACCCGUACGAAGCAGUGCGGUGCGGGUGCGUGUACUGCUUCGCGUGCAUAGCGCAGCGCAUCGCCAACGAGGAAGGCGAGGGCUGGACGUGUCUCCGGUGCGGGCAGGUGGUGCACGAGUGUCGGCCGUGGAGGGGCGACGUGCUCGAGCCGACGAGGCGGACGCAGAGCAGCUCGCAUGGGUCUGACCGCCCGACCACGCGGGAAGGUGGGCACGGGAAGUCGGUGCUCUUCGCGCAGGACGAGCGGGCGUUGGAGGCUUCGUUGCAGCAUGUCGACCCCGUGCCCGAGCAAGACGAGGCUGUUGAUGUGACGGCUGAUGAGCUGCUGGAGAAGACGAGGGGGCUGGACUUGGGCGAGAGCCUGGCCUUCACAGAGACGUCGGAGUGGGCGAGGGAGAGCGAGCGGAGCAGCGAUGACGAGCAGAGCGAGGAGUACGAUGAGGAUGAGGAGCAGGAGGGCGAGGAGUUGGAGUACGAUUAUGAGGGGCAGUAGAAGCACGACUAUGAGGGGCAGUAGAAGGGCGUUGAUUCGAUGGGCAUGUCAAGGUUGGAUGUUUAUGCGAGAGAUACCAUGAUGCAUACUAUUGUUCGUUUGCUACGAGGCUUGGGCGCAGAAGUGGUGGUGCAAUGUGCGAGUGAGACCUGGCAGCCAUUGAAGGAUGCAUAUAGUCUGGUGGCUAAGGAAGCACUGGGACAAGAGCAUCGAAGCCAAAUUGCGCAUAGUAAUGUCCGUCCAGCGUUUCUGCCACACUGCCUUUGCCUUGUCCUACUCCAUAGUGGUCCCAUGUUCCAUAGCGAUUCCAUGUCCCAUAGCGAUUUCAUGUUCCGUAGUGA
Molecule: messenger RNA, 1984 nt
Organism: Macroventuria anomochaeta
Lineage: Eukaryota; Fungi; Ascomycota; Dothideomycetes; Pleosporales; Didymellaceae
Exons: 1
Coding region: 69-1643 (524 amino acids)
Biological process (GO): protein import into peroxisome matrix
Cellular component (GO): peroxisomal membrane
Molecular function (GO): zinc ion binding
Source: RefSeq, a predicted model, not a curated record